GCGCCAGCAUUUGAGCUCUUCCCACUACCUCACCUAUCAGGUUCUAAUAGCGAUCUUGGUUGGAUUUCUUUCGCGACUUAUGAGUGGUGCAGGCAAGCUGAACUUCGGGUCCUUCAUGUGUUUCGUACUCCCUCUCAAUCUCUGAAUGGGAACCAUUGCGUCAAGAUUCGCUACGCUCUGUCGGUUUCCUGCUUAAAUCAGUACACCAUGUCUAAUGUUGUGGCAAAUGCUUCGCGGCUAAAGCCCGAAAUUCGCUUGGCUCAAGCUGUUUCCCAGUUUGAAGCGGACCUCUCAGACAGGCAGAAAACCGCCUUCCGCACUCUUAAAUCCCAAUCGCGCAAAUAUCCCCCAGAUCCUAGCGAUGUGAUGCGCCUUACAGCUGAGAUUGACCGUCAGAUGUCGAGAAAAGCUGGCGGCCGUUGCUUUGGGCCCCGUUUCACAAACUUCCUACAAGGAGUUCAGCAAUUCGCCGCACUUGGAGAUGUCGUAGUUGGAGGCUCGCAAAAUAUAGUCGCAUGUGGCGUCUGGUCGCUGGUGCGCAUGUCGUUACUCUCAAUCGUGAGCUUCUCAUGCUACGUCGAGAAGUUGUCCAUUCUUUUCAUGGGCAUUGGUCGCUCAGCCCCACGUUACCAAAAAAUGGCCCUACUCUAUCCGCAAUCCAGCAGUCUGCAAUCACAGCUCUGUGAAUAUUUCAUCGCGGUAGUUGGUCUCUGCCGUCAUCUGUUCAACUUCACAGCGAUGUCGACCUUUCGGCAAGUCACGUCCGCUUUGAAUGAUUCGGACUUAAAGACUUUCCAAACCGACCUCGAUCGUUGGGCCGGUUCAAUCAAGGAGGAGAUGAUCUUAAUGGAAGCCCAAGAGAACUCUCGAUCCCGGGAUCUAUUUAUCAAGCAUUCUAAAUCCGCUGACCGUCGUCAAAAGCUAGCUACGAAUCUUCGAGUGCUCGAUUUUUGCUCCAAGUACGACUAUGAGACAGCGUGGAAACAGACCCGGAAAGUCGGAAAUUCAUCCCUAUUCGCGUCGCUUGCCGAAUACCAGGAGUGGAAAGACUACGCAAGAUCGUGUACGCUUCUGUAUACAGGCAAACUGGGAUCGGGAAAAUCUGUUUUGCUAGCGAAUAUCGUGGACGACCUUCAUAUUUGCGCCAGAAAUGAUACGGUUGCAGUGGCAUACUUCUUUUGCAGGUACGAUAUUCCUAGGAGUUUAACGGCACGGACAAUUCUUGGUUCCCUGGCGCGACAAUUGCUGCGCACCAUACCAGACCUUUCUGUGGUGGCAGAUGCAUACGAAGAGACCUGCUCGAUCGAGAGUACCGAAAGAGUACUCGAAUUGAUCUGUCACGGUUUCCCAUCCGGCCACGAAGCGUACUUCGUCCUCGAUGGAUUGGACGAAUGCGAACAUGUAGAGAGAGAAGCAGUGGCUCAAGGACUUGAAAAGAUCCAACAGUCUCUCAAACUCCGGCUUUUGAUCUCAUUUCGACUGGAGCCGAACAAUGGAUUGGAGGCAUUUACUAAGCGACUUGCAAUCACUCGGAUUGCUUCGAUUCCGGAGGACAACCCAGACAUUGAAGCAUUCAUUGAAGCAGAGCUAGGAAGUUGCCUAGAAAGCCGAAAGCUAAUUAUUGGAGACCCGACACUUAUACUAGACAUUCAGGAUGCUCUCGUAAACGGAUCGCAGGGAAUGUUCCUUUGGGUUGCCCUCCAGAUCAAGUCUUUGUGUGAGAUGAAAACAGAUGAGGCCAUCCGAGAUGCUCUCGCAGACCUACCUAGAGACCUCUCAGAGACCUUUUCCCGAAUCCUGCACAAAUCAGGACCAUCAGGACAGGCUUACCAGACACGAAUACUGCAACUUGUUGUAGCGGCCUCCCGGCCCCUAACGGCGGAUGAGUUGCGAGAGGCUCUCAGUGUAGUUCCUGGAGACACUAUCUGGACGCCUUCAAGACUCCCAAAUGACGUACAUUCGGCGCUGGCUUGCUGUGGUUGCCUCCUCACUCUCGACGAAGAAGAGACCACCAUCCGUUUCAUACACCAUAGCGUCAAGCAAUUCCUCCUCAACGGGUCUCACGACUUAAACAAGAUGGCAUUUACAGCGGAAAAGGCACAGAGGACAAUGGCGGACAUUAUUGUCACUUACCUCAACUACGGUGUUUUCGGAACCGAGCUAUCCAAGACGAGGGUGCCUCCAGUCAGAAUACAGUCAACACCAUCUAAUAUUGUUCGUGCCGCUAUAGGGUCUUCAAGCACCGUCCAAAAUCUUGCUUUGAAACUCUUAAGGUCGAGCAAGCGGCCUGAUUUCGACAUCAGCAAGACCCUUGCCGAAGCGCGUAAACCCUUCCGGUCGAAAGCGGUGGAAGAAUUCCGCUUCUAUUCAUACGCGAGAGCAUAUUGGCUACACCACAUAUUUUAUAUGUCAGGGCAGUCGGAAACCAUGUACGAUCUGUCAGUAAGAUUGAUCAAUCGGUGGGUACCUCAAUCAGAUGCGAUAGCCAAGGAUUGGAAAGUUUUCGCUUGGGCCAUUGAUAAUGGUAAUAAGGCCAUUGUUAAGCAUUUAAUCGAUUUGGGUAAAGUGAAUGCCAACUGGAGGGAUUACGAAGGACGGACGCCGCUAUCGUGGGCAGCAGAGAACGGAUACGAGGCGGUAGUCAAGCUGCUGCUAAGCACAAGCAAGGUCGACGUCAAUGCGAAGGACAAGAUGUCUGGACAGACGCCGCUCUGGCGGGCAGCAGGGAACGGACACGAGGCGGUAGUCGAGCUGCUGCUUAGCACGGGAAAGGUCGAUAUCGACGUGAAGGACAAGAUUUUUGGACAGACGCCGCUCUGGCGGGCAGCAGGGAACGGACAUGAGGCGGUAUCAAGCUGCUGCUUAGCACGGGAAAGGUCGAUAUCGACGUGAAGGACAAGAUGUCUGGACAGACGCCGCUCUGGCGGGCAGCAGGGAACGGAUAUGAGGCGGUAGUCAAGCUGCUGCUUAGCACAGGCAAGGUCUACAUCAAUGCGAAGGACAAUGACGGAUGGACGCCGCUCUUGCGGGCAGCAGGGAACGGACACGAGGUGGUAGUCAAGCUGCUGCUUAGCACAGGCAAGGUCGAUAUCGACGUGAAGGAUAAGAUGUUCGGACGGACGCCGCUCUGGCGGGCAGCAGGGAACGGACAUGAGGCGGUAGUCAAGCUACUGCUUAGUACAGG
Molecule: messenger RNA, 3184 nt
Organism: Paraphaeosphaeria sporulosa
Lineage: Eukaryota; Fungi; Ascomycota; Dothideomycetes; Pleosporales; Didymosphaeriaceae
Exons: 4
Coding region: 208-2892 (894 amino acids)
Molecular function (GO): protein binding
Source: RefSeq, a predicted model, not a curated record